Molecule: messenger RNA, 5610 nt
Organism: Lacerta agilis (Sand lizard)
Lineage: Eukaryota; Metazoa; Chordata; Lepidosauria; Squamata; Lacertidae
Gene: PTGER4
Product: prostaglandin E receptor 4
Exons: 2
Coding region: 1017-2429 (470 amino acids)
Biological process (GO): positive regulation of cytosolic calcium ion concentration; adenylate cyclase-activating G protein-coupled receptor signaling pathway; cellular response to prostaglandin E stimulus
Cellular component (GO): plasma membrane
Molecular function (GO): prostaglandin E receptor activity
Source: RefSeq, a predicted model, not a curated record
UGCCUCCCCGACUGGAGGAGCUCGAAGGAGCGAAGUUGCAAACGGCGCUGUGAGCGAGUGAGUAAUCCGCGAGCCAGGCGGCGGGAGCACAUGGUGGCGGCAGCGGCGAAAGGACGCGCGGCGGGCGCCGGGUCCGGGUAGCGAGCGACCGUCUGUCCGUCUCUCUCGCCCCCGCGCUCCUCCUGCUCCUCGGCCCGGCUUGGCUGCAUGGGACGCCGGGCUCCCAGCUGCCCUCGGAAGGCGGCUGAUGAAUUCUCCCGAGAGAGAGAUGCCCGGCUCCCUCUCUCUGCUCCCGGCACGCCGCUGAAAAGAAAAAGACGCGCAGCGGAUACUUGAGUUGCCACCGCUGCUAACGGCAGACGGACUUUCCGAAGCCACCGAAGGGCUCUGGGUGACGUCGAAGCUUUUUGAAUCGGGGAUCGGCUUUGAACUUGGCAAAGCGUUUGGAGGAGAUACAGUUCGGAUUAUUAUUAUUAUUGUAUAUAUUAUUGGAGAGGAGGGGAUUCAUUUCAUGUUGACAUAUUGCAUAUGCAUACGUAGGUGAAGACUUGCAAGUGAGGUGGGCGGGGACUGGCCGAACUAGAAGAGAGGGAUGGAAAGUCCCACUGAGGCAGAAGGCAAAGACCAGUUUGCAAGCUGAACUUUGAAAAGAAGCGAGCCCUGGCAAGAAAAGAAAGCCAGCCUAGCAGACAGUUGAGAAAGUCGCUUUUAUGCAAGAAAAGGCAUCUUUUGCUGGCUAGCCAAAUUGCAUCCGGCUUCUAAGAGCUCCUUUUGCUAUUAAUGGUCACCUUUUCCCUAACCUCCCCACUUUAUGAAUUUCUCUGGAAAAAGCCUGCCUCCUUUCCACCAUCUGCUUUCCUAGCUCUGCCUUUGAAAUGCAGGAUCGUUCAGUUCUCUCUGAUUUGGAUUUCCACCCUCUUCCUGCUGAAAUCUGGGACUCUUGACUUUUGCCGCUGUUUUGUUCUUCUUCUUUGACCCACGUGCAGUUGGCUCCUUGCGAUUGUCCCACCCUCACCAUGUCUUUCAACCACACCAUGCUGUCUCCUGCCAACGGCUCCUCCAAUGGGACCGGAGGGGCACCGGAGGGCAGCAAGCCCUUGACCAUCCCCGCUGUCAUGUUCAUCUUUGGGGUGGUGGGGAACCUCAUUGCCAUUGUGGUGCUCUGCAAGUCCAGGAAGGAGCAGAAAGAGACCACCUUCUACACUUUGGUGUGCGGCUUGGCCGUGACGGACCUCCUGGGCACCUGCCUGGUGAGCCCGGUCACGAUAGCCACAUACCUGAAGAACGAGUGGCCGGGCGGCCAACCGCUUUGCGAAUACAGCACCUUCAUCCUCCUCUUCUUUGGACUGUCUGGACUCAGCAUCAUCUGCGCAAUGUCCAUUGAGAGGUACCUAGCCAUCAACCAUGCAUACUUCUACAGCCAUUAUGUGGAUAAGAAGCUGGCAGCGCUCACGCUCUUUGCCAUCUAUGUUUCCAACGUCCUCUUCUGUGCCUUGCCGAGCAUGGGCUUGGGCAGCACAAAGCUGCAGUACCCCCAGACUUGGUGCUUCAUAGACUGGCGGACCAACGUCUCCACGCACGCCGCCUAUUCUUACAUGUAUGCCGGCUUCAGUUCCUUCUUGAUCAUGGUCACCGUGGUUUCCAACGUCUUGGUGUGCAUGGCCCUGAUCCGCAUGCACCGACAGUUCAUGCGGCGCACCUCCCUGGGGACGGACAAUACCGCCAGCCGACUGUCGGACUUCCGCCGGCGCAGGAGCUUCCGGCGCAUGGCCGGCGCAGAGAUCCAAAUGGUCAUCUUGCUCAUUGCCACCUCCUUGGUUGUGCUGAUCUGCUCCAUUCCUCUCGUGGUGCGUGUCUUUGUGAACCAGUUGUACCAGCCGCCUUUGGUGAAGGACAUUCAGCAAAACCCCGACUUGCAGGCCAUCCGCAUCGCUUCGGUCAACCCCAUUCUGGACCCCUGGGUGUACAUCCUGCUUCGCAAGACAGUGCUGAGCAAAGCCAUAGAGAAGGUCAAGUGCCUCUUCUGCCGCAUCGGCGGAGGCCACCGCCAGCACUCGGGAAGCAACUUCAACUGCGCGGAUGGCCGCCGGGCUUCCUCUGCCACGGCCACCCAUUCGCCCUCCUUCAUUUCCCGGGAGCUGAGGGAUGUUAGCAGCACCUCGCAGACGCUUCUGUACCCACUGGAGCCGAGCGAGGGGGCUGCCGGGGACCGGGUGCUGUUGCCAGGGGCCAGCAGCCGCCUGGCCCAGUCAGACACUACGUCCAUAAGGACACUGAGGAGCUCAAACACCUCGGAGUCGUCCCAGGGCCACGAGUCGGAGACGGUCUUUUUGGUGAACGAACUCAGGCCCGGCGCUGCUCAAAAGGGCAGCUCUCUUCAGGUCACCUUCCCCAGCGAGACGCUGAACUUGUCGGAGAAGUGUAUAUAAAGGAAUGGAGGACGAUUGUGAGGCGCAGAAGGUCCUUUGGAAAAGGACCGGAGAGGAACUCGUUCGGCGGGCAUAUCAAAUGUCUGGCCUUUGCCAUCCGGUCUGCUCUGCCCAUUGUGGUUAAGGCACACCAGAGGCCUAACAAGCUCGCCUUGCUGAUCUAAUGGGACUGUGUAGCCGUUUAGGGCCAGGCGAGCAUCUAUUAAGAGAGCUCCUUUGGGUAUGAAAUGGCAGUGGGGUGGAAUUAAACAUCCUGGCUGAAAAACGUAUGCCAUCUUUCCUGAAAAGCUGGGCAGUGGAGCUGUAAGUUUGACCGGAUGUGCAUUUGAGUGUGAUAUGCACAGUUCUUGCAGGUGACUAAGGAUCACCCCACAAAAAUAUCAGGCUCUGCCCAUGUAACAGGUGAAUGUAUGGAGGUUGCAGGUGUGCAGGCUGCUGUUUGUUGCCUUUCCUUGCCCUGUGACACAGGACUGUUUUGCAGAAGAUCCAGGGUUUGGAAAGAGUUGCUGAUUUUCCCCAUCCAGACAUGACUGAAGCAUACUUAUCCCCUAUUCCUCUCCCCUCCCUUAUUACUUAAUAAGGUUUAGAGAGAACUAAUUCAGGCAGUUGUUGGUAACUGUGUAAACUGCUCCAGUCAAUGGUGAAAUUGAGAAUCUCUCCUGUGGCGUGGAAAAAAAUAAUGUGAAUUUCUCUGGCUGUGUAUAGCAUGACUGAAUGUAUUUUAAAAAAAUGCUGUAUUCUUCUCUGUGAGAAGGUUCAUUAUUAAUACAAAGUAUAUAAAAAGAAAUAUUGCCAGCCCUCUCUUCCUCCUUACGCCUGCUGAUAGAGAGUUUUACGUUAAAUUUAUUUUUCAGAUAUGCAAACUCAGCAGGCCAUAGCAGAGCGGAUUCCUAAGGCAGGAGUGGAGGGAUUUGGAAUCAAAUGAGGAAAAUGUUAUGAAACCACUGGGGGAAAUAAAGGAAAAGGCUUUUAUGUUUUUUAAAAUGUUCCUUGUAUUGUAUGUGUGCGUGAAUAGAAAGAAAGAAAGAAAGAAAGAAAGAAAGAAAGAAAGAAAGAGAAAGAAAGAAAGAAAACAGAGUUUAUGUGUUGUGAAUGUCUUCUCAAAAUGCAGCGGCUUCAAUGUAGGCCAACAAUCCAGUCCCCUGAACAUUUUAUCUGCACAUACGGCACAAUCCUACUCAGGUUUACUCAAAAGUAAGUCCCGCUGUCUUCAGCGGAGCUUAGUCUCAGGCAAGCAGGAGGAAGCUUUUGCAGCCUUAAUUAUGAUAGUGGGAAUUCUUGCAAACAGGAAAAUCUUUCCCCGAUCAUGGCCCAAAACAUCCAUCUCUGGCCCUUGCCCGUUUUGCUCAACUUCAAACUUCUUUCCUCAGAAGCAACUUCUGAGUGGAGCCCAAGCAAGUAUGUUUAGGAUUGCAAUCCUAGGACCAGCUCAUGCAGCUUGCUGCUCCUCUGAUGGAGUUAGCAGGGCUGGCAGUGGUCUAACAAGCAUUGUACAGUGGCAAGUAUUGUAGCAAGUGCUGCUUCCACAUGGGGUAUGUAUAUGCAGCUGCUGCCAUGUGUGUGCUUGUGGCAGCUUUUUCUUUUAAAGAGGCCACUGCCAUUGCAUAUAUUUUUGGGCUGCAAGUAUCUGGGGGCAGUAGAUCCUACCAUGAAAGUUCAUACAGCCGUGCCAUGAACACAUCAUCAGUUAGAGGUGACCAAGUGUAUGGAGAAAUGCAUAGCCUUGAAAAAAGAAAGCUGCUAAAAUAUUUUGACUUGUUAAAUGUUUUAUCAUUGUAUGGUGCCCUUGGCUUACAAGGAGUGUACUAUUGCCAGUUUCCUGCACAGAAUACCUUUUUGAUUGUCAGUAGACGGUCCCUUCCAAUUCUACCGUUCUAGUUACCAUUGCUUUCUGUAUUAAGGGUUGGACCACUGUAAGAGAUGUGGAGAAGCAAGGAAACACAGAACCGGGUGCCGAAUUGUGUCCAUGUGCAUGUUUUAGGACUGAACCUAGAGGUGAUCAGUAUUCCACCAUGGGCAGCCUGGUGUGGGGGGCUGCAUGCCAGAGGUGGGUGGGGUUGGGGGCAAAAAUAGACGGGAAAACAGAUGCAGUAGUUCUUUGUUGUACAGUAGUUCUAUAUUCCACCCAUGGGAAACUGAGGCGCUUCUGAUACCCACACACAUUUCUCCAUCUGGCAGAUAGGCAGGCAAGCAUGCAAGCAAGCAAGCAAACAAAUAAGAGAGGCAUCGUCCUAAUUCAAGGGCAUGUUCCUGACAAGUGAAGGGACUUGAGGAGGAUGUGAAGCAGGACUAGUGAGAAGUGUGGCCUGAGGAGAGUCCUGAGGACCAGACAAGGGAGGCUUGCAGGCCUGUGGUUCUGCAUCCCUGCUCGACACCACCCUCCCCCAGCUAGGGUGUGGUCUAAAGCAGUCUUUCCCAAACUUGGGUCUCCAGCUGUUUUUGGACUACAACUCCCACCAUCCCUAGACAACAGGACCAGUGGUCAGGGAUGAUGGGAAUUAUAGCCCCCAAACAGCUGGAGACCCAGGUUUGGGAAACACUGGUCUAAAGGCACAUGAUGCCACGACCUUGCAGAAGCUAAGCAGGUCUAGGUCUCCAUUUGGUUGGUGUCUGGAUGGGUGAGUGCCUGGGAACCAGAGUCUGCUGCCUUGGGUUCCAUGAUGGAAGAAGAAUGUAAGAAAAGGAGUUUCAGCUCAUCUGAAGUUAGACUGCUCAAGUUUGGCCUUAUACACUCCACUUGUUAUAUGGGAGAAAGCACUAACACACAGGGGAAAGAAAAGUGCAUCACAUUUAAAAAUCAAUACACUGAUUUUUGGAUCUCAACAAAAAAUGAGACACAAAGUAAUGACCAGUAAAAUACCAGGGGGACUAUUAGCCUUAAGAUUUCACUUCACUAGAAAUAACAGGUAAAGCUAGAGGGGAUUUUACGUCUGUGUGCCAUGUUCAAAGGGUUGCACUUUGCCUCCUGGUGUUGUUAUCCUGUACAGCUAGUUGGGAGGCCUGGUUUUCAUCAAGGAAAAUAUUAAGCAUGUUAUGUUGCUCAACAUGUUUUCAUGUGUACUGCUUUCUGUUGGAAUUAGAAUUCUGAGCCUGAAUGUCAGCGAUAUGUUUUACAAAACUGUUUGUACUGGCACAAAAUCUCUUCUGGCAAUCACCAUUAAAAUGCAGGCAUGCCACUGGA